This is a messenger RNA of Uranotaenia lowii, 2832 nucleotides long. RefSeq names its product aminopeptidase N-like. Gene Ontology annotation, cellular component: cytoplasm. Lineage: Eukaryota; Metazoa; Arthropoda; Insecta; Diptera; Culicidae. Gene Ontology annotation, molecular function: metalloaminopeptidase activity; peptide binding; zinc ion binding. Gene Ontology annotation, biological process: peptide catabolic process; proteolysis. The record is from RefSeq and is a predicted model, not a curated record.
AGUGUUUUGUCAGUCGAGCUAAUUGGACGGUGUCGAUAAAACCGGGUUGCGCAAUGAAGCGAACUGCUUACCUGUUGACCGUGUGUUCGGUUCUAACGAUUCUUAGUGGAAAAUUUGUGUGUGGUCAGAUCGAGGCCGCCCACUACAGACUGCCGGACAAUACUUUCCCGUUGAAGUACGACGUGACGCUGUCCGUGGAUUUGGCAAAGUCGAGCUUUUCCGGUACGGUGCGAAUCGCGCUGAAUGCAACUCGAAAUACCGACAAUGUGACGCUGAACGUGCGAGAUUUGAACAUCCUGGCUACGAAAUUGACCGCAGUCGAUGGGACUGGAGCGGAACUCCGAAUCAUGGGCUAUGUGAUGCAGAACGAUUCGGAGAUGGUGUCGUUUAGAAUAGAUGGCCAGCUCAACGCCAACAGGGCCUAUCAGCUGGACAUCGACUUUACUGGCGCAAUCAAAAACGACCUGAAAGGAUUGUACAAGAGUUCGUACUAUCGUGACGCUGAAGAAAGAUUCAUUGCGACUACAUUCAACGCAGCAGCUUUUGCCCGCAAAAUUUUCCCCUGCUAUGAUGAACCCCAGCUGAAGGCAAAAUUCCGCCUCCGAAUCUACCACGAUCGUCAGCUGCAUGCCCUGUCCAACAUGCCCGUGGAGAGGCGGACUGAUGAGGCCAAUCCCAAUGGUUUUAGUUUAACGGUUUUCGAGGAGUCUCCCGAGAUGUCGACCUACCUGUUGGCGUUUGUCGUUUCGGACUUUCAGGUGCGCCAGCUGGACAACAUGUUUGGCGCUUACGCGCAGCAGAGCGUUAUCAACUCCACCGUGUACGCAUUGAACUUCACUCGGCAAGCGAUCGGCCAUAUGAACCUGUUCUUCAACCGCCCGUAUCAGCUGCCCAAACUUGAUAUAGUGGCAGUCGAUGAUUUCCUGAUGGGAGCCAUGGAAAAUUGGGGUUUGAUCACCUACAAAACUUCCCGGAUAGCUUACCGCGAAGGGUUGGAUAAAACUGAGAAGCUCCAGGCAGUGACCAAGAUCGUUUUCCAUGAACUCAUACACCAGUGGUUUGGAAACGAAGUAACGUGUGCUUGGUGGUCCUACGUUUGGUUGAAUGAAGGAUUUGCCGUGUUCUUGGAGAGCUACGUCUUGGAUCAGAUGCGCCCUGAUUGGCAAAUUAUGGAUCAGUUUCUCGUCAACGAGAUGCACCCGGUGAUGGAACGAGAUGUCAUUCCGAAAACGCGUCCAAUGACUAUACCGAUCAACAGCCCUCAAGAAAUUGAAAAAAUCUACGAUUUCGUUGUAUAUCCAAAGGCGGCUUCAGUUAUCCGGAUGAUAGCUUCGAUUGUUGGAUCAGAAAUUUUCAACGAUUUCAUCAUCCAAUACUUGAGUGAUCGCAGUUACAACUCUUCAACGGAAGAUGAUUUGAUCAGAGUACUCCAAAUGGUUAUCCAAAAGCAUGGGCUUCAAAUACCCACUUUAAGUUUAAUAAUUAAAAGUUGGACUUCUAACCCAUCCUUCCCAUUAGUUUCGGUGAAGCGCGACUAUUCAGAAAAUGUUUUACAGCUCAGUGCUAUUCCAGCUAAAACUUUUGAAAUACCUCUGAGCUUUAUUUCUAAAGCAUACGCAUCGAACCUGAGUUGGUUGUCUUCAACAGAAGACAGCAAAAUCUUGUCUCUCGAAAAUAUACCCUCAAGUGAUUGGAUUUUGCUCAAUCCAAAUCAAAAUGGGUACUAUCGCGUCAACUACGAUACCCAGAGCUGGAAUUUACUAUCACAAGCCUUGCAGCAAGAUCAUAACCAAAUACCCAAACUCAGCCGCGCUCAGCUGAUCAAUGAUUGUUUGUAUUUUGUUCUGCACAAGCAGCUCCCGGUAGAAAUCCUUCUGGACAUUCUCAGCUAUUUACCACAUGAAAAGGGACUAGUCCCACUGAAAGCUGGCUUCAAGGGCUUCCGAACUCUCAGUCGACUGAUCCGUGGUAAUGACCUUGAGCAAAGCUAUAUUGGAAUGCAAACCAAAAUAUUGGAGCAACUGUAUCGAUCCAUGCUAAACAACACAGAAACAGAUCACGUAUCGAAACUUUACCGCUACGAGGUUCGAAGAAUUGCCUGCGAGAUGGCUGUGCCGCAAUGUCUCGAAUUCGCGAUCAACCACUUCGAAGUAUUCGAAACCAUCGAUGCCGAUUAUCGUUCCACUGUGCUUUGUGGUGCCAUUAAGUCUAGCUCGAGCUCCACAGUCUGGACGAUGACUCUCAAGCGACUAACCUAUAUUGUGCGUAACUUCGAGCAAAAACGAAUCCAUUUGGAAGAGUUUGAAGAUAUUCUGUACGGUUUGGGUUGUGCGAUUCGCGAGGAUCAAGCUACUAGUCUGUUGCUUUUGUCGUUAUCUCGAACGGACACUCUCGAACCGGCUGAUCGGAUUAAGAUGUUCAAUCUCAUGGCCAACAGUGGAGUCAACGGAACCAAUGAGGCAUUGCAAGCACUUAACGAGGAAUAUGACACCCUGAAGAGGAACUACGGUUCGGUUACGGAGAUAGUAGACAAUCUAAGAAACUCUAUCAGCACCCAAGAACAGCUACGACAACUGAACCAAAUUAUUUCUACAAAUACGGACUUGGAUCUGAAACCUACUCUUCAUGAAGUUUACGAGGAGGCACGUCAAAAUGUUCAGUGGACCGAUCAAAACUUACCAUCGAUAGCCAAAUGGAUCGCGGACAGUGAAAAUUUAGCAGCUGCUAUGGGGCUUUCUCGUUUUGUGUUAGUUUUAGGUGUCAUCACUAUGUUUGUUAAUUCGUAUCAGUAGUCAAUAAAAAACUCAAUAAAAGUUGAGUGAUCAAUAAAUA